Xylaria bambusicola is the source of this 4079-nucleotide messenger RNA. RefSeq names its product NUC173 domain-containing protein. Lineage: Eukaryota; Fungi; Ascomycota; Sordariomycetes; Xylariales; Xylariaceae. The record is from RefSeq and is a predicted model, not a curated record. Bases 75 to 3812 code for a protein of 1245 amino acids. The transcript has 2 exons.
CCCAGUUACGAUACCUCAAGAAUUCAUCUUCGAGGCCUUGGACAAGUCUGCACAUUGUGCUUGAGCUUUUCAAUAUGGCUACUCUAGAGGAGAAGCUGGACAAGAUAAGGUCUCCGAACCUUCAAAGCCAACAGCAGACUGUAGUUGUUUUAAAGGCGGUUGAGGAAACGCUGAAGGAACAGAAGACGACGCCCACCCCGACAGCGUACUUCGCUGCGCUGCUGGCCUUGCUGAAUCAGUCUAUUGAGGGCAAAGGCAAUAAAGAGCUCACCUCCCCUAUUAUAUACUUGCUCGACAUCGUCACUCCCUUCGCGCCCCAACCUAUACUUCGAGCCAAAUUUACCCAAAUAUUGACACUGCUCGCCCCCGUUCUCUUGUUAGCCGGCGCAGAUGCCCCAUUAUUGAAACCUUCAAUAGGGUGCCUCGAAACUCUUCUCCUUGCCCAAGAUUCAUCAGCAUGGAAGUUACCCACUAGCGAGGUCAGCCCGCGCAGAGCUGUCGCAGGACUUCUUCAUUUGGCACUGGAUCCCCGGCCGAAAGUACGGAAACGAGCCCAAGAUGCUUUGCGUAAAGUUCUCAAGAAUCCGCCGCCCAGUCCCUCGCUCGACCACCCCGCGUCAGAUCUAUGCGCCGAGACGGCUAUGAGCAGUUUGUCUGAUCUAGCUGCCAAAGCUGCCUUGUCGAAGAAACAGAGGAAAUCCUCCGCGGGAGACCACGAUCCGGCCUUGAUACAUGCUCUUCAACUUGCAAAGACAAUAGCCGUAGCUUGUGGAGGCUGGCCUAGCCGAAAUCUUGAGUCUUUGUGCGAGCUUUUGCUUAGCAUCGCCAAAGGUGGAAAUGAGCACAUGACAAUGGCUGUUUUUGAUAUUUUUGAGAUGAUAUUUGAGGGCAUGGCUGAUGAAGUCGCUUCGGCGAAACUUCCGCGUCUCCUCGAAAUUAUCUCCGAAAUGAGACCCGCUGCUCACGAUACCCAACUACUUCCGCCGUGGAUAGCGAUUUUAUCCCGUGGAUACGACGUGUCUGCUCAGAUUGAACCCGAGGACACAUUUCAGAAACUACCCGACUUGUUCGCAAUGAUCUCAGAGUUCAUGGAUUCAUCUUCACACAACAUUCGAGUCUCUGCUUCUGAGUGCUUGAUCUCUUUUGUUGCAAAUUGUAUACCAGAUCAGGUCAUUAUUGAACCUUCAAUCUAUGAUGAGAAGACACUGGAAAAAAUUGCGAAGCUUGCGGAGGGCCUUAUUAGUGUAAAGUAUCAGGCCGCAUGGAUGGAGACAUUCAACGUCCUCGGCGCCAUAUUUGAUACUUUGAGGUGGCGGGCUGAGCCUAUCAUGCGCAAUGUUGUACGAACCAUUGGAGAUAUUCGUGGUAAUGAUUCAUUUGUGGGCAAGAAGCAAGCAGACGAGGUUAUCGGUAAGGCUAUCCGCGCAAUGGGCCCGGAGGCGGUUCUGUCAGUCCUUCCCCUCAACCUCAUCAAACCUGUUAAGGGACAGGCUGGCAGGGCGUGGAUGCUACCCAUUCUACGAGAUUACACAUGCAACACCAAUCUUCAGCAUUUUAGAACUGAGUUUAUACCAUUAAGCGAGGCCAUGUUUCAACGCGUACUUGAUCACGGUGAAGCUGCGAAAACAAUGGAGGUCAAGAUCUACGAGACUCUCGUAAAUCAGACUUGGUCCAUUCUUCCUGGUUAUUGCGAUCUUCCCCUAGACUUGACUACGUCUUUUGAUCAAAGUUUUGCGGAGAUGCUCGCCAACCUCCUAUACAAGCAAGUCGAUUUGAGACUUGACGUAUGCCGAGCCCUCAGAUCGUUGGUAGAAUCAAACCAGGCUAUUGUUUCUAUUGUGGAUGAGGAUAGCUUGCUUCUACAAAGCAGGGUGUCCAAGGCUGACGCGCAGAAAAACUUGGCCUACCUGGGUGAGUUUGCUGGGAAUCUCCUAGCUGUUCUAUUCAACGUCUACAGUCAAACGCUCCCUCAAUCUCGAGGGCCCAUACUACAAACGAUAAAUGCAUACCUCAGUAUUACAUCCGAAAACGAGUUAGUUGGGACUUUUGAUCGGGUCAGCACAAUGCUUGCCACAGCAAUCAACGAGAGUAGCAAUGGGGAGACUAAGAACAAACCACAGAAUUCACAGGAUAAGAUGCCCUCAACAAGCCAGACACUUAUGGAUUUGGUCAUUACCAUGUCUGCGUAUCUACCACGUCAAAGCUUCGGUGCUCUCUUCAACAUUGCUUCCUUGAUCAUCGUAAAGGACGAUGAGCCCCAACUGCAGAAGAAAGCAUAUAAGUUAAUACCAAGACUUGCCGACUCAGACAUUGGGAAAGUUGCACUUAGAGAAAAGCAUGCCGAGCUCCAAAACCUCCUUCUCUCGAGUGCCGAGAAGGUUUCAGCCCCAGCUCGACGAGAACGACUAGCUGCUAUGGCUGCCCUGAUUCCCUUCAUCCCUGAUGAAUCACUUCACUUCAUCCCCUCCGUUCUAUCUGAGGUGGUAAUUUGCUGCAAAGAAAACAAUGAAAAAGCUCGAACAAUCGCAUACGACCUUCUAGUGACUAUGGGCCGGCGACUGGAAGAAGCCAAAGGGAAACAGAUUGAUAAUAGCAAAGUACCUCAUAUGCCAGAUGAUUCACCAUCUGUAUCUGCAAGCAUAGAAGAGUUCUUCACCAUGGUUAGCGCUGGGCUUGCAGGAAGCACGCCACAUAUGAUUUCGGCCUCAAUCACUGCUUUAACCCGCAUCCUAUACGAAUUUAGAGAAGUGGUCAAUUCAGAAGUAUUAAGCGAUCUUGUACAGACUAUGGAUCUCUUCCUGACCUCAAACAACCGAGAGAUCGUGAAGAGUGUCCUGGGAUUCGUCAAGGUCUGUGUUAUCAGUUUACCAACAGAGAUGAUGCUUCCCCGGCUGCAAACAAUGGUACCGAAUCUCUUGGUUUGGUCACAUGAGCACAAGGGUCAUUUCAAAGCCAAGGUCAAGCACAUUGUGGAAAGAAUGGUUCGUCGCUUUGGCUUCGAACCUGUCAACAAGUGCUGCCCCGAGGCAGACAAGAAAUUGUUGACCAACAUUCGCAAGACUAAGGAGCGCAGCAAGCGGAAGAAGGAGGCUGCUAAAGCACAAGGUAACGAGGACGAUCAACAGAGCAGUAAACGACGCGGUCGCUUUGAAAGCGAAUAUGAUGAGGCGUUAUAUAGUAGCGAUUCCGACGCAUCUGAGGACUCCGAUGUCGAAAUGGCUAGCACAUCACGCAAAGCUAAGAAGGGGAACGACGCAUACAUCAUGGAAGACGAAGACGAGCCGCUCGAUCUGUUGGAUCGCAAUGCACUAGCUAGCAUUUCAUCCACCAAGCCGGGCAAGAUACGCAAGGCCAGCAAGACGAAGAUGAAGACAGACAUGGACGGCAAGCUCAUCGUAGGCGCAGAUAGCGACGACGCAGAUGAUGAUGCCAUGGUCGUCGAUACACCCGGUGACGAAGAUACUAGCGGCGUAGGCGCCUAUGUCGCGGCACUGAAGGGCAAGGACGCUGGACGCAGGGGUCGUGGUGGACGCCUCAAAUUCUCCAACAAACGCGGCCAGACUGAUGAUGAAGACGAGGAGAUGGAUGUUGACGACAGAGAAGUUUCGACAAUCAAAUCGCAUGUAAAUAGAGGUAGGGGUGGCGGUCACUUCCGUGGAGGACGUGGCGGUGGUGGCAUGCGUGGAGGCAGGAGUGGCAGAGGCGGCAUUGCGUCUGGUAGACGCGGUCUCGGCGAGGACAAGAGGCGGGGCCCAGCGGGUGGCUUUGGCAGUGGGAAGGUCUUCAAACCAAAGUCGCCCGGUAGGAGGUAAAGGCUGGAUGACUCUCGCUUCACCAAUUUGAUACCCACUCUCGCGUUUCCAUGAACUGGUAUUAAGGAGAAGCUAUAGUGACAAGCUGCUUAUCAUGACCCUUUUUUUUAUCGGCGUUGGAGGGAGUGUUCUGGGACGACAAAAUAGAUCAACGGAAAGUUUAACCAGUGAGGAGCUCAACUAAUUGAAAUUGAGCUGUGUUAUUUCGACUUGCUUCUGAUCACGUCUGAAUACACACAAAAUAGCGAGGUGAUAGAAGUUUAUAUA